UACCGUCUGCAGCUUUUCACCACAAUGAGUUAGCAGUCAGCAGUCUUGUUGAUUCAGCCGCAUUCUUCCAGCCCCCUUUCCUGGUAAUUUAGGGAUUUUUUUGUGGAGUUGUUCCCUCCCUUCAUCACCAGGAAAAACCUUUACCUCCACCCUCACAUUAUUCCACUUCCUCGCUGCAUUCGGACUUAAAUCAGAGCUCAGCGGACGUCCAGCUCCAGGUCUGGUGUUUUGAAAAUGUCUUAUUUGCCACGUAAAUAGCUGAACUAUUAACUGAGGAGGGAGAAGACCUGCUGCACGAACACCGACUGAAAACCCUGAGAGUUAAUCUCCUCCAGCCUCAGAAUCAGAAUCAGAAAACCUUUAUUCGUCCCUCAGAGGGGACAUUUACAUUAGUUACAGCGAGAAAAGAGCCAAACACAGCUUCAUGUUAAGUAAGAAGCAUAACAAAACAUACUAAGGACAAAAUUAGACAAUUUACAAAAUACACAUCCUGUAACCGUUCUGAAGAUAUAGCAGCCAGGUGCCUUAAACAUGGCGAAAGUCAUCCACGUCAGUAAAAAUGUGGGCCUGGGGCUUCUGGUGCUGGCGGCCAUUGCUCUGGUUAUAAUUAUAGCUUUAUCCGCCGCCUUAGAUAAAGAAAAGGCCAAGAAGCGAGGAGGAAACAGUGAGGAUGGAGCAACAGGCAGCACCAGUGUUCCCAUUACUACACUUUUCACCCCAAAAGAGCCGUGGGACAAAUACAGACUCCCAGAAUCCCUUUCUCCUGUUUCCUAUAACGUCACCUUGUUUCCUCGGUUGAAACCCGACGCUAACGGACUCUAUAUCUUCACUGGAGAAUCGACAGUGGUGUUCAAAUGUGUGAAGGAAACAGACCUGAUCAUCAUCCACUCCAACAAGCUGAACCUCACCAACUUCGAUGGGUUCCUCGCCAAGUUGAGCGCCGUGGGUGAAGCAUCUUCUCCAUCGAUUCUGAAGUCGUGGCUCGUUGUGAAGACGGAGUAUUUGGUUCUUCAGUUGAGUCGCAGAUUAAGUGUUGGAGCGAUGUAUGUUCUGCACACUGAGUUUCAGGGCGAGCUGGCAGACGACCUGGAGGGUUUCUACAGGAGCGAAUACACUGAUGACGGAGUGAAGAAAGUUGUUGCUACCUCACAGAUGCAGGCUACGUAUGCCAGGAAAACCUUCCCUUGCUUCGACGAGCCGGCCAUGAAAGCUUCCUUCAACGUCACCAUCGUUCACGAGAGAGAAACCGUGGCUCUGUCCAACGGCAUCGAGACCGACUCUGCAGACUCCAUCAUCGACGGCGUUCCCGUCAAAGUGACGACGUUCGAGCCCACGGCGAAGAUGUCCACAUACCUGCUGGCCUUCAUCGUCUGUGACUUCGUUAGCAUCGGUAAAGACAGCAACCUGCAGAUCCGAAUUUGGGCUCGCAGGAAAGCGAUAGAAGACAAACAGGGAGAUUACGCUCUGAACGUCACAGGGCCGAUCCUUCAUUUCUAUGAACAAUACUACAACACAUCGUACCCACUCUCAAAGUCAGAUCAGAUCGCUCUCCCUGACUUUAACGCCGGGGCGAUGGAGAACUGGGGUCUGGUGACCUACAGAGAGACGGCCCUGCUGUUCGACCCCUUAAUGUCCUCCACUGGAAACAAAGAGAGAGUCACCACCGUCAUCGCACAUGAACUCGCUCACAUGUGGUUUGGGAACCUGGUGACUCUGCAGUGGUGGAACGACCUGUGGCUGAACGAGGGCUUUGCGUCGUUCGUUGAAUACCUCGGGGCGGACUACGCAGAGCCCACCUGGAACAUUAAAGAUCACAUCGUCCUGUCUGAUGUCCAAAAAGUGUUCGCUGUGGACGCUCUCGCCUCCUCUCACCCUCUGUCCCGCAGAGAAGAGGAGGUCAACACCCCGGCUCAGAUCAGCGAGAUGUUCAACACCAUCUCCUACAGCAAGGGAGCCGCGGUGCUCAGGAUGCUCUCAGAGUUUCUCACUGAGCCGGUGUUCGCCAAAGGACUCAGUUCUUACCUGAACACGUUUGCCUUCAGCAACACGGUGUACACAGACCUGUGGGACCAUCUGCAGCAGGCAGUUGAAAACACACCCAGUAUCGUUAUUCCUCACACCGUCCACGACAUUAUGAACCGCUGGACUCUUCAGAUGGGCUUCCCUGUCGUCACCAUCGACACUCGGACAGGAAGUGUUACCCAGAAGCACUUCCUGGUGGAUCCUGACUCUGUGGUGGAGAGACCCUCUCAGUUCAAUUACACAUGGUUUGUCCCGAUCAAAUGGAUGAAGACAAGCGUAGAGCAGCAACAGUACUGGCUCCUUCAAAAGACAGACACCCAUGAGAUGAUGCGAGUUUCAGGAGAGGACUGGGUUCUGGCCAACACUAAUGUUUCCGGGUACUUUAGGGUCAACUAUGAUCCGGAAAACUGGGAUCGUCUCCUCACCUUGCUCAACACCAACCAUCAGGCUUUAUCAAUCAUCAACAGAGCACAGAUCAUCGAUGAUGCAUUCAACCUAGCAAGGGCCAAGAUAAUCGAUACAACAUUGGCCCUGAGAACGACCAAAUACCUGUCCAAUGAAACAGAAUACAUCCCCUGGGAGUCGGCCCUGAGAAACCUCAACUACUACAUCCUCAUGUUCGACCGCACGGAGGUCUAUGGAGCUUUACAGCCAUACUUCAAGCGACAAGUCGAACCAUUGUUUGAGUACUUCAAGAAGAUUACAGCUAACUGGACCAAAGUACCAACAGGACACACUGACCAGUAUAAUGAGAUCAAUGCUAUUGGAAUGGCAUGCAGUAUGGGGGUGAAGGGCUGCAGGGAGCUAAUCCAAAGAUGGUAUGGAGAGUGGAUGGAAAAUCCACAAUUAAACCCGAUCCAUCCCAACUUGAAGAGCACAGUUUACUGCCAUGCUAUAGCUCGCGGAGGUGUGGAGGAGUGGGAUUUUGCCUGGAAAAUGUUCAAGAACGCCACUUUAGCAUCUGAAGCCUCCAGACUUCGUGCCGCCAUGGCCUGCACCAAAGCUCCCUGGCUUUUAAACAGGUAUCUGGAGUACACCUUAGAUCCAAUGAAAAUCCGCAAGCAGGACGCCACCUCGACCACCAGAGCAUCGCAGGAAAACGUGGUGGGGAUGCCGCUCGCCUGGAACUUCGUCAGAGGGAGAUGGAGCUACAUUUUCAACAUGUACGGAAAAGGAUCUUUUUCCUUCUCUAAUCUCAUCAGCGGCAUCACCAGGAGGUUCUCCACAGAGUUUGAGUUACAGGAGCUGAUGAAAUUUAAAGAAGACAACCUCCAUGUUGGAUUUGGCUCGGCCACCUUGGCGUUGGAGCAGGCGAUCGAGAAAACCAGGGCCAACAUCAAAUGGGUGACGGAGAAUAAAGCUCCUGUGAUGAAGUGGUGUACAGAGGAAUCAUCAAAAUGACACACAGGGACACGCAAUGAAUGAUAAUCACUAUAAUCAUCUUUUUCUUGGUAACCGUUGCGCAAAAAAAGGACAAUUACGUCACCGGUCAUCCACGUCAGUGCUGGAGGAAACACAUCAUUAUAUAUCAGAGCUGGAAAUAGAUACACACUCGCACCUCUAGUGUGUGAUUGUCAGAGAAAAAGGCAUUUUAAUACAUUUUUCUACACGGAAAAAACGGAUAUAUUGACU
Messenger RNA from Trematomus bernacchii (emerald rockcod), 3654 nucleotides. Its product is annotated as aminopeptidase N-like. The record is from RefSeq and is a predicted model, not a curated record. Gene Ontology annotation, molecular function: peptide binding; zinc ion binding; metalloaminopeptidase activity. Gene Ontology annotation, biological process: proteolysis; peptide catabolic process. Gene Ontology annotation, cellular component: cytoplasm. NCBI's taxonomy places the organism in Eukaryota, Metazoa, Chordata, Actinopteri, Perciformes, Nototheniidae.